AUGGCUCCAACGCAUGGCUCGUCUACCUACACCUUCGCAUCCCCCCCUUCCCAUCUCCAGCAUCUCAUCGCCCCCAACCCAUCGUCCUCUCCCCACUCUCCCUGUCAGGGCGGCGGGUGGUGUCUCAACGUCAACGACUCCGACUCCUACCGCGGCUCCUCCCGCUACUGGCCCUCCCCCUCCUCGCCUUCCAACCUCACCCGCCUCAUGGCUGGUUACCGCAUGAGCUUCACGGGCAUACUCAGCGGGAACGCAGCCGACAACCCCUUCUUCCACAACUGGAACAUGGCAGUCGUCAUAUGUGACACGGCAGUUCAGCCGGUAAGGCGCGUCACACCAUUCCCUGCUGUAACCUCCUCGUCAUCUUCUGUUGUAUUCACUCAUUUUUCUCUCCGUUCAGACGAGGCCGACAUCACAGGGCAGUUCACCUUCAGAUCCUACAUGCAGCGCAUGAUCGCCUCCCAUUGGUCGGAUCGAUCUCUCAACACUGAGUGCCUCAGAGAAUUCGCAUCUUACGACGCGUCAGAGUUGUUAGGACCGAUGGAGUCCACGCGCGACGACGUUCACACACCCAGCAAGCGGCACAAAGGCUACAACGGCUAUCCUACUCCCACAGACGGCAACGAUCAGCAGCCGCCGCAAUCGUCGCCGACUCCUAACGCCGGACAAGCCCAGGGGCAGUAUUCCGCGCAACAAGCAUACGCCUCUCCGCAGCAAGCGUACGCCGGCCCCCAGCAAUACACCUCCCCGCAGCAGCCGUACACGUCACCUCAACAACCCUUCAGCACGCCGGUCACCGCGUCGCAUGCAGUCGGCCCAGCUUCCGGAAAUAACGGGAUCGGUAGUUCCCCUCUGACUACCGCCACCAUGGCUCCCCCCAGCGCUCCGUCAGUCGCGCUGGAGCUAACGCAUGGCGGCUCACAACCCGUCUCCGCCGCCUCGACCCCCGUCCGCGCGCAUUUCGUCGACGCGUCUCAAUCUACCCCUGUCCGCGCGCACCAACCACACUCCCCCUCCCCCGGUUCCGCUGCUGCGCACACGUCUGCGGUCACGGUUGUGCAGGCAUCUCCGCUUACUGUUGCGCCCAGUCCCUCCCCAUCUCCCGCUACUGGAACUCCCGGAGCCGUUGCAGCGUCGCCAGGCGGGGUAGGUGCGUCGCCGGGUGGAGUAGGACCGUCGCCAGGAGGAGUCGCAGCGUCGCCAGGGGUCGCAGGGUCAAUGCACGACCCGCCGUGCGCGGCGUGCAAGUCGCUGCGGCGGAAAUGCACGCGGGAGUGCAUCUUCCUGCCCUACUUUCCCCGUGACGAUCCUGAGAAGUUUGCGCGCGUGCACAAGGUGUUUGGAGCCAGUAACGUGUCCAAGAUGCUGCAGGAGCUGCCCCUACAGCAGAGGGAGGAUGCGGUGGCGAGUCUAGAGUAUGAGGCACAGGCCCGGGUGCAGGAUCCAGUCUAUGGCUGCGUUGGCAUUCUCUGCGUGCUCCAGCGACAAGUGGUUGCUUUGAGGGAGCAAUUGGCAGCAGCCCAGUCCCAGGCGCAGAUGCAGUUAGGGAAUGGAGUUCCACCUCUCCGCAUCUCCUUUCUGAUCCGUUUGACUUCGUUCCAGAAAGGAAACGUUGACGAGAAGCAGAUAGGAAAGCUUGCGGAUUACGCGGCGGGAAACCCGGACCGCAUUCCGAAGAUCGUGGCGAAGCUGGAGGAACGCGCCAUCCGCGAGCUGCGCGCCGAGCGGUUCAACUCGCUACCCGCCGUGGCUCGGUCGUACUCGAAACUGCUCUCCUCGUGUCAGAGCUCCCUCGCGCUGCUGGCAUGGAGCGUGCUGAGCGUGGUGCAGAAGCUGCUGCAGAGCAAGCGGGUGGACGUGCGCGUGCUGGGGUGCGACCUGCUCGCGGAUUUCGUGGACUGCCAGUCGGACGCCGCGUACGCCGCGCCCAUUCAGAAGCUGUGCCCCACGCUCGUCGCCAUGGCGCACGAGGCCGGCUCGCAGGAAGACUCUCGGGCCGCCAGGUCGUCCGCGUUAAGAGCUAUCGCCGCUGUGAUCCUCUUCGUCUCCUACUUCUCCCAGCCCUGCGACUGCCUUGACCAGUUGCUCGCAGCCGUGCUGGACAACUACAAGCCGCACGCGGCAGGCGCAGGGGAUGAGGGGGCAGCAGCAGCGGAUAAGGUGCGGGAGAGGACGCACGAGGCGCUCAAGAAGCUGACGCUGCAGCAGCAACAGCAGCAGGGUGGUGGUGGUGGCAAGGAGAAAGAUGGGCUGCAUCAGGAGAGGAAGCUGGUCACUCCAUUGCCCUCCAAGCAGGAGCUACAGCACCCAGAAGUGGCGGCGCUGGUGGCGGUGUGGGCGCUGGCGCACAUGUUUGCAGCCGCGGUGUCUCUGUCCUCCCAGCAGGUGCUGGCGCAUCUGCUGCUCUACCUCUCCAACGGCUCCCACUGGGCCGCGCCUGCUAGCCAAGGCGACGCAGCAGCAGCAGGGGCAGCGGGGGCGGGGGCCGAGGCGGGGGCAGCAGGCAAGGGAGGGGUUGCAGGGCAGCUUCUAGAGGAUAUCUGUCUGGCUCUCCGGUUCCUGGCCACUCGCUCCCCUUCGCCCACCAAGGAGGAGAGGCGACUCCUACUGGCGCUGCUGGCAGCAGUUAUCCGCCACGCGGAUUCCUCCCCCGCCCUGCGCUCCCCCCGCAUGCGCCACGAUGCCCUUGCUGUCGCGGGGGGGCUGCAGCUGGCGCACCUGCUGCUGGCGGACGGGGGGAAGUGGGCGGAAGGGGGGAAAGAAUCUGGGGGAGAGAGCGCAGGGGGAGGGCCUGGGAUUGGGGAGGAGAAAAGGGAGAUUGGCGCAGGGGGAGCAGGCGGAGCGGUGAGCAUGAGAGGAGGGCCGGAGGCAGCGAGUGAGGUGCAGGCCGUGGGUGACUUAUUGCGGAUACUGAAGCGUAGUAUAGUGGAGGAGAAGCAGGGCGGCGGCAUGGACGAUAAUAUCAUAGGGGAGGGGCAGGUGGGCGGCGGCGUGUCAUUCAGAAAAAGACAAGGCGAGCAGCCUGCUCUGCAGGAGCAGGCGCUGAAGCUGCUGGUGCUGGUGACGUCAUUGCACGCGGGCAGUCCCAGGGAGCGAGCAUCUCUGCUGCUGGACGACACAGCAGUGUUCCUCGAGUCCCUGCCGUCCGACCCCUGGGGCUCCUGGGCCACGCUCGGAAGCUUCCCGGAUGCUGCGCUGCUCAGCAUCCUCCGCGCCUUCCUGCACCCGCAUUCCGAGACAAGAGACGCCGCCCACCACCUGCUACAGCUGCUUCUCCGGGGCCCAGCAGCAUUCCCUGCAAACGACAGGGACUGCUACGGCCUCGUCAUAGCAGCCAGUGCUGUCACCACUCCACUGACCGCCACAGAAGACAUCAAACGGCCCCCAUUGUCCCCAUCGCCGUCCCAGCUUCCUCUGCUGCUCUCCGCGCUCUGGCUGCAAUCCGCCAUGCCCUCUACCGCCCCCAAGUCCCUCUGCUCCCUCUCCUCCACCUUCCACGCCCUCCUCCCCUGCCUCUCCGCCCUGCCUCCCCCCUCCUCCUCCGCCUCCCCCUCCCCCUCCUCGCAUUCCCUGUCCUCCUCGCUCCUCCAGUCUUUCCAACUCGCCCUCUCCCUCCGCAGAAAGGCUCUUUCUCUGCCUUCCGUUGCAGCACAGGGGGCAGCUGGUGGAGGGGCGGGGGGUGCAGGGGCAGAGGUGGAGGAAGAGGGGGGAGCGGGUGGGGGGGAGGCGGAGUGGGCGAUUGGUCCGGUGGAUCGGCGGUCGGUUUUCACUGUAGCCACUGCCAUGUUCGCCGGGCUGGCCGGCAGCCUGGGCUUGGAGGAGGUGGCGGCGUUUGUCCUGUCUGAAGAGGCGUCAUCGGCAGCUCUGUCCAACCCCUUCCAUGUCAUCAAUCCCGAUGGCACUCUCUCAGAGCGCCGCCCGCCCACCUCCCAGAGCGCAUUUGGCUCGCCUGCUGACUCGGAGCGGGCGGCGGCUGAGCUGGCAGGGGCGAGCAGCAGAGAGGAGGAGGUGCAGGUGCAGCUGGGGGAGAAGAUAUCUGCUGCAGUUGUAGCUGCGUUCCCCGGUCACUCAGUGGAACCAGCAUCGCUGCUGGCACCCUUCCACCCAUCAGACUCGCUCGCCCUCACACCUGCAGCCGACAUGCUCGCUGCAGUCGCUGCUGACUCUGCUGCUCCCAUCCUCCCUGCCUUUGAGGGGGAAGCAGCAGGAACAGCAGCCGAGGGCAGAUUGGUAGCAGGGGCGGAAGACGCGGAAUUGCGGGAAGACGCGGAACUGGGGGUAGAUGCGGAAUUGGGGGUAGACGCGGAACUUGGUGUUGAUGCGGAAUUGGGGGAAGAUGCGGGAGAGGAGGAAGUGGAAGAGGGGGAGGUUCCGCAAGACGACAAUGAUGUUCACGGGUUCGCGGAAGCGGACGCGGAUCUUUCCCCGCGCGAGCUGCUUCCGCAACUAGACGCGGAAGCCGCCAGCCAGAAGCGCAUGAAGGCACACAAACUGGUCGCGGAAGCCGCGGCGGCCGUCGCGCGGAGUGCGGCUCAGGGGAAAGGGCGCGGAAGCGGUUCCGAUAAGGGCGGUAGUGAAGGGGGGACGGUGGCGGAGGCGGCGGCGGCGGAGUGGUUUCAGGCGCAGGUGGUGGCGAAUUGCGGUAGAAGCAUGUCGUCUGUGGAACGCGAACGAGUGAUCCCAGCCUCGUCCAUCGCGCUCUACAACAUCCACCAACCCUCCUCGCAGCACCAGCCCGCCCCCAGCACCACCCAGCCGCCCGGUGCACAACUGAGCGGCAGGAGACCGGGCGGCAGAGGGGCGGAAGGCAGGGGAGCAGGUAGGGGCGCUAAGGGCGGCAGCGAGUCUGCCGCCGCCCACGUGGGGCCGACUCUUGCCGACCACCUGAAGCGCACUCUCGGCGCCACGUGGCGGUCUCUGCUGCUGCCACCUGGCGACGAGCAAGAAGCAGACAAGGAUCAACAGAAGCAGGGAAAGGGAAAGAGGCAGCAGAAGCAGGGGCAGAAGGGGCAGCAGCAGGUGCAGCAACAGCAGCAGGGACAACAGCAGCUGGGGCAGCAGGGGGGAGAAGAGGAGGAAGGGGGAGAGCAGUGGGAGGCGGGGAGUCCAGUGGUGCUGAUAGUGUCAGCGUCAGCAGUGCGGUGUGUGGACCUGCUGAGGGCGUGCAAGGGCGUGGGGCGCGGGUGCCGUGUGGCCAAGCUGUUCGCCAAGCACCUCAAGGUGGAGGAGCAGGUGGAGGUGCUGAAAGGACCUGUUCAUAUUGCUGCCGGCACUCCCAACAGGCUGCUGAAGCUCCUCUCGUUCGGGGCCCUGCGGCUUGCCUGCCUACGAGUGGUCGUGCUGGACAUGCUGCCAUCCCCCAAGGCCUUCACUCUCCUCUCCAUGCCCGAUGUCCGGGUCGAGUUCUGGGAGCUGUAUCUCAAGCAUCUGCACGAAUCAGUUCUCUCCGGAUCUGCUGUGCUGGCGCUCCACGACUGGACAGGAGACACGUCGCCUCCCAAAUCAGGCGGCGGGAAGAAGCUUCCUGGAGAGCAGAUGAAGGGAAAGAAGCGGGCGGCUGCCGGGGUGGUGGGGGAAGGGGUGGAAGGGGAAGAGGCGGCGGGGGAAGGGGAGGGAGGGGACGGGGCGGUGGUGGUGCAAAGCGCAGUGGUGGUGAUUGACAAAUGA
This is a messenger RNA of Closterium sp. Yama58-4, 5667 nucleotides long. NCBI's taxonomy places the organism in Eukaryota, Viridiplantae, Streptophyta, Zygnematophyceae, Desmidiales, Closteriaceae. The record is from the annotation of a GenBank genome assembly.